This is a messenger RNA of Myripristis murdjan (pinecone soldierfish), 851 nucleotides long. RefSeq names its product guanine nucleotide binding protein (G protein), gamma 13a (gene gng13a). NCBI's taxonomy places the organism in Eukaryota, Metazoa, Chordata, Actinopteri, Holocentriformes, Holocentridae. Gene Ontology annotation, cellular component: heterotrimeric G-protein complex. The transcript has 3 exons. The coding region runs from base 305 to 508 and encodes 67 amino acids. Gene Ontology annotation, biological process: phospholipase C-activating G protein-coupled receptor signaling pathway; sensory perception of taste. The record is from RefSeq and is a predicted model, not a curated record. Gene Ontology annotation, molecular function: G-protein beta-subunit binding.
UGCCUAUCAAACCAGGCGGCGGGGCUCCUGUCUCCGCCCUGCGCAUCCCGCAUCCAGUCGCUACAAGAGACGAGCGCAAGGGAGUGCCCUGCGCCACGGACAGGACGGGACAGCACCGCAUCGCCUGCACUGCCUGCCGCACUGCCUGCACUGAAGCCGGACUCAAUAUCCAGCCGGGAAAACACACCCGACUCCCGCCUGAGCGCCAACCCGCUACCGGAGCCUUCAUCCUCCAUCCUCCGCCAGUCGGUCGCCCUCUAAAUCGACCGGCGCUCCUCUCCGGUAGGCCUGCCGCAUUAGCAUCAUGGACGAGUUGGAUGUCCCACAGAUGAGGAGAGAAGUGGAGAGCCUUCAGUACCAGCUGGCAAUCAACAGAGAGAAAUCCUCCAUCACUGUAACUGAGCUGGUGAAGUGGAUCGAGGGCUGUGUGUGUGAAGAUCCAUUCCUGAAUCCUGAGCUGAUGAGAGCCAACCCCUGGGUGGAGAAGGGCAAGUGUGUGAUCCUCUAAUGGUCACACACGUGUGCAAACACGCAAACCACGGAUGCACAUAAACUAAAGGACCAUGCACCCACACACAAACACACACACAUAAUCAUAAUGCACUAACUCACUCUCUCUCUCUCACACACACACACACAUUGCUAUUAUAAUGUCUAUUUAUUUGGAGACCCGUGAAUGGUUUUAAUUUAUGCUGACGAGUGGAAGAUGACUUGGCCGUGUGUGUGAGUGUGCAGCACAGAGUAGCUUUUUAGAGGUUUUGUUUUGACGGACUACUGAGAAAUGUUAUCAAACAAAACGUUUUUAUUGGCUCUUUACACUGUCAAUCAAAAUAAAGACUGUUUUGAAUUUA